This is a messenger RNA of Paecilomyces variotii, 282 nucleotides long. Its product is annotated as zinc-binding loop region of homing endonuclease. The record is from RefSeq and is a predicted model, not a curated record. Lineage: Eukaryota; Fungi; Ascomycota; Eurotiomycetes; Eurotiales; Thermoascaceae. The annotation marks the transcript as partial. Gene Ontology annotation, molecular function: endonuclease activity. The transcript has a single exon.
UGGCUAACAUCCGACAACCGAGCUCAUGAGUACGGAUAUACUAAAGUCAAUCUGCGAAAUAUAUAUUACCCGGAUAACCGCACUGAGAAGAUUAAUGUACAGCCGUUUCGCUAUCAGCUAGCUGUUGUUGCCUCCGGUUAUGGUCAAAAUUUGCUGUUAACUUCCGACCAGAACGCAACACAUGAGAUGUCACACCUGUGCCAUAACCACGGGUGUUUUAACCCUCAUCAUGUAUGUGUUGAGCCUCUCGAGAUAAAUCGUAAGCGCGGGGGUUGUGUGGGU